AUGCAUGAUGGAUCCCUCACCCCCAAAACCAUCGACCUGUUGAUCUCGCUCUUGGUUUUGAUCCUUCUUGCCAUUGUGCUCGCCGGCAGUCUGCUGCUACUCCGCCAGCGUCGUCGCAAACUCGAGAAGCAGUCUCACCUCCCGUUAUACAAGAGCCAAGCCCACCAGCGCCGUCUCACAAUUACACAAAAUAGCCGAACUGGAUCCAUUCACGUGUAUAAUGAGAAGCAAGAUCUGAUGCAGAGUUCGUUGAGUCCACCACAGAGCCCUGUGCCCGAAAUUCGCAUUACUUUCCCCGAGGAGCAGGAUGAAUCCGGCAAGCCCAAGGCUGGCCGGGUUGUCGUGGUCCACAUCAGCGACAACGGUGGUGUUGGAUUGUCACCAGCUCAGGACGAACUUCCUCCUUACCAGACAAACGAAUCGGGUCGGUUCCAAUCGCUCGACCUGGAGCGCAUGGGUGGGCUGAAGGAGAAGGAAGAGACGAAGAGAUGGUCAUAG
Messenger RNA from Talaromyces stipitatus ATCC 10500, 498 nucleotides. RefSeq lists its product as uncharacterized. The coding region runs from base 1 to 498 and encodes 165 amino acids. The record is from RefSeq and is a predicted model, not a curated record. The transcript has 2 exons. NCBI's taxonomy places the organism in Eukaryota, Fungi, Ascomycota, Eurotiomycetes, Eurotiales, Trichocomaceae.